AAAGGGCAAUGUUUGUUAUUGUAAACAGUAACACGUGACCACAGCCAUGGUAACGGCAAAAGCAACCCGAUGUUGGCUGUCAUGCCUCGCAAAUCUCCACCCACCAAUCCUCCUUCCACACAACCAGCCCUGUGUGAUUGGGCGCUCCAGGGAAACCAAGAUAAGAGACACGCGCUGCUCUAAGUCCCAGGUGGAGCUGUUGGCUGACUAUACAUCCUAUAUCGUCACUGCACGACAGCUUGGGGCAAACAGCAGCUCAGUGAAUGGUCAGAAAGUGUUGUAUGGGUCAUCGGCUCAGCUACAACACGGUGACAUCAUUGAAGUACUCGCUGGAGGGUACGAGCACAGGGUAGACUUUGACCCUCCCCCAACCAGUACCAAUACAGUGAACAGCACCACCGAGCCAGAGCAAGACACAGCCAUGCCACGAGGACAGAAGAAGAGAACCAUUGACGAUCACUUCUCCAAUCCAAAGAAAGCAAAACAGGAGGGACCAGUGAGUGGUGGCUGGGAAAAGUCCAUUGAUGGGGAUUUGUUGGUAUAUCAGAAAAAUAUGACCGGUAGUGAAAAGAUUGCAGGUUAUGAUAUGGAUGGAACCUUGAUUGCCACCCAGUCAGGCAAGGUCUUUGCUACAAGUUAUGAUGAUUGGAAGAUCUUAUAUAGUGAAAUUCCUGGCAAACUCAAGAAACUCCAUGAAUCUGGCUAUAAAAUUAUUAUUUUCACAAAUCAGGCUGGCAUUGGUACUGGAAAGCACACAGCAGAAGGGAUUCAGAAGAAGAUAGAGUCUAUCAUUCAGAAGUUAGGAGUUCCCAUCCAAGUAUUCAUAUCUACAGGGAAGGGAGAGUACAGGAAACCAGCAAUUGGGAUGUGGAAUUUUUUCCUGAAUGAGGCCAAUGGAGGAGUUGAGGUAGACCUUGACAAAAGCAUCUUUGUUGGAGAUGCUGCUGGCAGGCCAGCUGAAGGGAAAAAGAAGAAGGAUUUUUCCUUCUCAGACCGCCUCUUUGCCCUCAAUGUUGGAUUAAAGUUUUACACACCAGAGGAACAUUUCUUAGAUGCAAAGACUCAAGCCUUCAACAUGCCUGAGUUUGACCCUCGAAAAGUAGAUGCCUCACUCCCUCUUUAUGAUCCAUCAAUGACCAAAGUUCCUGGACACAAGUUAGAGAUGAUUGUAUUGGUUGGGUUUCCUGGGUCAGGGAAAAGUUUCUUCUGCUCCACACACUUAGCACCUCUUGGCUAUGUUGUAGCCAACAGGGACACAAUUGGUUCAUGGCAAAAGUGUGUGUCUGUGAUGGAGCAGUCCCUGAAGGAUGGGAAGCAUGUGGUGAUAGACAACACCAACCCUGACCUUGAGUCCCGCAAGCGCUACAUAGAAGCUGCCAAGAAGUGUGGCGCUACAGUGCGGUGUUUCAUCUUUGCCACGUCCAAAGAUCAUGCUCGACACAACAAUAAGUUUCGGGAAUUUAGUGAGGAAGACCAUUCAAAAGUUAGCGACAUGGUCUUCAAUAUGUACAAGUCGAAGUAUGUGGAACCAACUCUGAAAGAAGGAUUUCAUGAUAUUGUGAAGGUGAACUUCAUCCCUCAUUUCAAGAACCAAAGUGAUGAGAAGAUGUAUAAAAUGUUCCUACUGGAAAAAUAGCACAUGUGUAGCCAGACCAUAGGAAACCUUGUUAUAGCCAUAGUAAGGAAUAAGAAGAUCUAUGCUUAGCUAGAUGCUAUAAUGAAAAGGAAUACAGGUAACUUUCAUUUUAUGCGAGUUUGUUUUAUACAUUUUUGAAAUUGCACAAGAUCCAAAAUCCAAACAAAUGUUUCAUCCACAAUUUUUUUUACUUAUAUGCAAUAUUUAAUUGAGAGGCCACCAGAUGUCUCACACGAGUUCCCGCAUGCCACUCAAACAACAAGUCAGUAGCCACAUUGUUGUGCUACCUAACAACAGCACUAACACCUUUCUUCUGUACAGUAUUGUUAAGCCAGAAGGAUCUUGAAUCUUGGAGAUUUGACAGGAGUUGCAUUACCUGGAGGGAAGGGGGUGGGCAAUCUUGUUGCAGCCUGCUCAGGUGGGCAGAACCUAAUAUAGCCUAUCCUCUAUGGUUUAAUCUUCUAAGUAUUGUCUAUUGUAGUAUUGUGGCUCUUAUGUGAUGUGACCGAGAUGAUUGAGAUUCUGUAAUGUAGUAGAAUUAUGUUGCUGUAACAGAUAUUGUACAAAAGGAAGACUGACCAAACACAUAGUCAGUCUCAACAUAGUAUUAGCGUGUAACAAUGAAGUGGGAAGUAAGACGAGGAACAGUGUGUUAGUGAGAAGAUGUGUGACAAGUGCAGAAUCAGUGUUGGACUCGUUGCUGUUGUAUUCACUUGGACAAGGAAUUAAACUCCACAAGUUUU
Messenger RNA from Portunus trituberculatus (swimming crab), 2379 nucleotides. RefSeq lists its product as uncharacterized. Gene Ontology annotation, biological process: DNA repair. Gene Ontology annotation, molecular function: polynucleotide 3'-phosphatase activity; ATP-dependent polydeoxyribonucleotide 5'-hydroxyl-kinase activity; double-stranded DNA binding. Lineage: Eukaryota; Metazoa; Arthropoda; Malacostraca; Decapoda; Portunidae. The record is from RefSeq and is a predicted model, not a curated record.